Morone saxatilis (striped sea-bass) is the source of this 4292-nucleotide messenger RNA. It is a transcript of the gene slc38a4, whose product is annotated as solute carrier family 38 member 4. Gene Ontology annotation, molecular function: amino acid transmembrane transporter activity. The record is from RefSeq and is a predicted model, not a curated record. Gene Ontology annotation, biological process: amino acid transmembrane transport. Lineage: Eukaryota; Metazoa; Chordata; Actinopteri; Moronidae.
ACGGCAUACACCGUGCCCAUCCUGGCCUUUGCCUUUGUCUGUCACCCAGAGGUCCUGCCUAUCUACAGCGAACUGAAAGAUCGCAGCCGGAAAAAGAUGCAGAAUGUCUCCAACCUGUCCAUCCUGACUAUGCUCACCAUGUACAUGCUGUCAGCGCUGUUUGGAUACCUCACCUUUUAUGACAACGUGGAGGCAGAGCUGCUGCACACCUUCACCAAGGUUUAUAAGUUUGACACCAUGUUGCUGCUGGUGCGUUUGGCUGUUCUCACUGCUGUCACUCUGACUGUCCCCAUCGUGCUGUUCCCUAUCCGCUCCUCCAUCACCACGCUGAUGUUCAGCGGUCGAGAGUUCAGCUGGACUCGCCACAUGCUGAUUGCCGCCGCCAUCCUGGCCUUCAACAACAUGCUGGUCAUCUUCGUCCCCACCAUCAGAGACAUCUUCGGCUUCAUCGGUUCCUCUGCAGCCACUAUGCUCAUCUUCAUCCUACCUGCUGCCUUUUACCUCCGCCUGGUAAAAUCAGUGCCGUUCCGCUCCCCGCAGAAGAUCGGGGCGUUCAUCUUCUUAGUCGUGGGAGUCAUCUUCAUGAUUGGCAGCUUGACGCUCAUCGUCCUCGACUGGGUCCACAACCCCCCAGGCUCCAGCGGCGGUCACUAAGCCCCCUUCUUCCCUCCUCACAUUUACAUUUUAGAGUGCAGCAAACCCUCUCUACCCCUCAUCCCGCCACGCCUCUUCUGGUUUGCCUCAGCUGGUCCAACAUCUGGGGAUAGGGUUUCAUCAGCGGUUCCCUUCCCUUCAUCAAAUUUCAAACAUUGCUCAUAAAACCUCAACAUAUGGACAUAAUGUUCUGCACCGGGUUAAGACAUCUUCAGUUUUUUUUUUUUUCAGUCCCCCCCCCAGAGAAUAUCACUGGAGGGAGACUUGUUUUGUUUCAAUUUUUGUCUUUGUUCUGUCGCUGUAAAGUUCUAAAUGUGACACAACACAAACGAGAGAAUCAAAACCCGAAGAGGGGGAAACUCCGGUUUAACGUGCCACCAAGACAGUCUGAAAUCGCCAUUCUUGUUACCGCCAAUCGUUUCCAGCUAUGAAGAGACAGAACAGAACAAACACAUGCUAUGCAGUCCUCACCUGAAGCAGAUCUGUGAACUGCGAUUAGCAGGGCUGGAAAGACGAUGCAAGUCCCUCAACCCUCUGUGCACUUGAAGGAGACAUUUGGAGGUGGAGUGUGUCUUCCUCCAUGAAACAAGGAGCACUUCUAGCAUUACGUUUCACUUUGUGUGUAGAGCUAACACACACCCACACACAUACACACACAAACAUAGUUAAACUCAUCAAUACCUUUUUUUUCAAGCAACUUUCCAUGGGAAAAUUCCUGAAAUGAAUCAAGCGGUAGGCUCACCUCAAAAGAACGGUUAAUUUGAAACUCCAAUCAUGUAGAACAUUUUGUUCAGGAAUUGUAUUUUGCUGCUCUGCUACAAGUUAACAAUCAGAAGCUUUGCCAAAGUCUACAUGCACAUACAAUUUUAGUCGAUCGGGUUCAUGCUAGAGCUUCCUUGCCGGCUGUUUUCAUCCUGGCUGUGUACACGAAGCAAAGAGAUGCUUUCAGUAUUAUUGUCACAGAGGGAUCUGAACAGUCAAGGUAUCAAUGUACAUAAUUGUGUCUACUGAAAAAAAAAAGAUUGUUUAACAUAAUAUCAUACUUUGAGUUGUAGAAGUUAAAUCAUCAGUUGGAACACACAGUAUAUACACCUGCUGGAAUAAUUUAUUAGACACUUGAUAUAGGGCUGGACAGCUACGUGUAUAAAAGUAUAUGUUGUUUUAAAAACAAUGUUAAAUAUGCAGUUUACAAAAAUACAAUCGGACAAUUCAAAAAUGAAUUCAAUUAAUCCAAUUGAGCCAAAACGUGAACUAGCUCAGUUAAAAUCUGUAUGUAAUAUAUUUUCAACUUGUGCCAUGCAAUCCUCAUCACUGCCGUAUAAAACCCUCAUUCUCCAAAACGUCAUUCAAACAAAUGUAGGGAUGUGUUACUGUGCUAUUCAGCUUAAAAUAAUUGUUAAAAAAUUUGGGAAACGCAUUUAUUAUUAUAUAUUAUAUUAUCGGCAAGUAUGAAGCUAACUUUACAGCCAGCAGAUAAUCAGCUAGGCAUAAAGACUGAAUGUCCAUUUUCAUACAAAUGGCUGCUAAUGAUAUAUAAUGUUUGAACAACUAAGUGUGAGAGGUGCUGGUUGUGGGAUUUUAACUUUGGACCGAGCCAGGCUAGCUAAUCUCCUCCACUUUCAGUCUCCAGUCACUAGCUUCAUUUUUUCAUCUCUCUGCAACAAAUUGUUGUUUUUUUCCCCCAAAAAUUCCAAAAAGUACUUCUUUAAAAAUUGAUGAUAUUUAAACAAUAUCACACACAUCAUGACACUUGUUGUUACAGAGGAGCUACAGUUUUGAUACCUACAUUAACAUGCAGAGGAUGGUACAUUUAAAACUUUUAAUUUCUCACAAAAAUCCUAUUAUUUAUGUCUUUAAAUGGAAAAGACAAAUUAAGGUGUGUUUUGUAGCUAAACACAUGGGCCACUUCUGACUGAGGAAGAUUAAGAUUCAAUUAUUAAUCUUGGUGAAUUGAUUGUCAGGUCAUUAAUAAUAAUCAUUACAAUUGGCUUCUAAUACCGGUGGUAUUCGGUACUUUUGGUGCUCAUCUCACCUCUUCUGCUAUGCCGUUAACGUGUCACGAACACAUCCAGCCAAAGUGGACAGCAUUAAUAGAUCCUUUGCAGAUCUAUGUACGUGAAACAAAUAGAUAUUUCAAAUGAAAUAGUGUAUUAUGUGCAUGUUUUUGGAUAACAAACAUGGUCUUUUUGGACAAUUGUAUAUGCUCUGUAAAUAAUCUUUAUUUUAUGGUACACUGACACACAUUGUCUGUGAUUGGGUUGCUGGGGGAUUCUGCCUUACAAGUCUUCUGCAAUCCAGUGUUUGUUUUAGUAUAUAUAUAUAUAUAUAUAACGUGUAUUAGAUCUUUUUUUUCUCUUGCUGUAUGACAGUAGUUUUUUUCCUUUAUUUGAAGCUUGUAUAUUUGUAGAAAAUUUGGUCUCUAUAUAUCCAUUUUCAUGUUCUAAUGUUAACUUGUCAUGUCAGGAUGAAUUAAUCAACGGCCUACUUCAUAACACGGUUUUCCCAGUCUCAGAAACAACACCUUUCUGUAGCUUAUUGGCACCUGCUGACUGACACUGGGUUAAAAUUAAAGCUACAAGUAAGCAGUGUUGAUUUUGAAUGUGUAUCUCAAAAACAGUGCUGUAACGUUUAAUAGAAGCAAGACGAGAUCCUCUAAAGUAUUUCGUUACCACACUACAGGAAGGUUCUUAAAGGACAGAACACCUUUAUAGUUUGUUAAAGGAGCUCAUGGCUCUUCUGCUAUGUAUCCAUUGGUCAUAUCAUUUAUGCUAUAAGGGACUCAUACACCGAUGCUAACGUUUAGAUGUAUACCUCUUCCACAGGAUGACAAAAUGUACAAGAACCUUCUGUGUUUGUCAGUUCUAAAGCUCUACCAGGACAAUCAUACACAGUUGUAGCUCAUAUCUUACUGUGGCUUAUAAUGUAUCACUGCUGUCAUAGAAAAAACCUUUUCUAACCCACCAAAACCUGGUGAGGAUUUAUUUCCAUGACAUUACUUGAACUGAAGCUUUCCACGGCCUGAUGCUGAAUUCACAAGGUCUCUUCAGUAAUCGCUAUUAAUGUUCGAUACUGGAUUGUUCUCAAUUUGAAAAUGUGGCUCACAAUCUAAAUUUCUUUAUAAAUGUUUGCCGUCAGUGGCUUAAUCUGUUUAUCGGUAGUCAGCGCAACAGCUUUGUCCCUGUCUCAGGUUGGGUUUUGUCUUCAAAUUCUUCAUUUCACCACACCUUUACCCCACUUUAGUAUCUCAGGUAUAUGGUCUGGAUGAUUUUUCUCCUCACUUUUGGAUAACUUCAAAUCUCUUCACCCUUUGCAUGAUUGAGCCAAACUGUACAAUGCUGUUGCAUAUUGUGCUGGCCUAGACGAGGAGUCUUCUUGUGGAUUUGUAAAAGCAGACAAGUUCCCAGCUAAUUUUGACAGUGUUUAGAAAGGAAUUGUGCUGAACCACCUGCCUUAUUUUUGUAUGGACCCUCAGCCGUGGAGAAGCACUUGCUCAAUGUUUCUGCUGUUCACAGUGUCUCUGCUUUCUGUGGAUUAGGCUAAACAUUCAGAUUUGUAAUUUUACCCAGACAAGGGGAUGUUUUUUGUAUCAGUGAUGCUGUUUCAUUAUGAUGAACAAUAAAAAUGUGAAAUGAAAACUU